Molecule: messenger RNA, 4383 nt
Organism: Lingula anatina
Lineage: Eukaryota; Metazoa; Brachiopoda; Lingulata; Lingulida; Lingulidae
Product: transcription initiation factor TFIID subunit 4
Biological process (GO): DNA-templated transcription; transcription initiation at RNA polymerase II promoter
Cellular component (GO): transcription factor TFIID complex
Molecular function (GO): DNA binding; protein heterodimerization activity; RNA polymerase II general transcription initiation factor activity
Source: RefSeq, a predicted model, not a curated record
UUCAACAAGAUUGCGGGCUGGGAAAAUGGCGACUUCAAACCCGCUCGAAGAAAUUCUAAAUUUAGACGUUGAUGAGAACGCAAUUAGUGCAGUAAUCGGGUCACUGGAGUCCCAACUGGCAUCACCAACCCUCAAGGAUGUGCCGCACCAGAUAUCUAUAAAUGCUGGGACACACAAUCAUGUGAACAGUCAACAGGUCUCGGGUGCAAGUACUUCUGCUUCACAAACUGGGUCAAACCAUACACAUACAGUUGCUUCAGGAACUUCUGUUCCUUCGUCACAGAUAAGUAACGCUGGUCCAAACGUAAACAAAGGUGCAUUACACCCAAAUCAACUCAUUGGGAUCAAUUCUAUUAUUUCUAGUGGUCGAUCUACACCCCAAAACAGUGCGAGUAGUGGGGUGACAGUGAUAACUGGUGGUGUUACUAGUUCCCCUCAGCUAACCGGCGGGGGCGCACAAGGAGAGGUGAAAGUUGUAACUCAGACACAAUCUAUUCUCCAACAGACACAACCUUCUUCUGUUGUUAGGACUAAUGUCCAAAAUUCCGGACCAAAUGUGAUAAUCUCUCAGAGCUGUGGUGCUCAGAACAGUAGUUCGAGUUUAAUAAACCAUUCUGCCAGUAAUGCAAUUUAUAAUCUAGCUACAAUAGCUGCUGAGCAAAAACCUUUAGCAGUGACAACUCAGAAUCAACAACAACAACAACAACAGGAUAAUAGUCAAUAUACUUCUGGGAUUAUCAAAGUAGAGAAUUCAGGGGAACGAAAACCUAUGGUGAUAACGACAGCGACUGGAAAUUCCUCACAAAAAUCUCAAAUUGUGCUCAAACAGGAUACCAAAAUGCAACCUCAAAGUGUUGCGACAACAAUGAAACAAGAGUCCUCACCUUCCACUCCUGCACGGACGAUACAAAUUCUGAAUAGCGCAAAUGCUAAUACAACUUUAAAAGGCAGCACUCCUGGGACGUCCAAUGUUAUUACUGUAAAUGCUAUUCAGCAGCAGCAGCAAGGGGUGUUUCGCCCCACUAUCACCACCAGUAUAGGUGGUUCACAGAUUCAGUUUGUGACAACGACAAAUCCUGCUGGCACAGCAGUGGGACAGAAAUCCCUGGCACCAAGAAUUGUACAGACUCCUAUUAGAAUCGCUGCUGCACCGCAACAGCAACCUUUGUUGGCACCUAGACCAGGAUCUAACACUAUCACCCUGCCUGCAGGGAUGCAGCUACCCCCAGGGACAGUCCUGAUGAAGAAUGAAAGUGGUCAGCUUAUGGUGGUCCACACGGGGAACCCUAACAUUGUACAGCAACAACAGCAGCCACAACUUACAACGGUUGCUGGUGGUACGCAGCAAUACAGGUUCCAACAAGCCAAGGUAACCCAAGCCCAAGCCAGGGCCUCUCCUACGUCCCUGAUGACAGUGAAGUCUGGCGCCGCAGUCGCAGGAAUGCAGUCUAUAGCACGUGCCACCACCCCCAGGAUGUCUCCAACCCCCCAGAGAGCCCCUGUCCCCACAGUGGUGCACGCAGUCCCCGCAGGGGCAGCCCAGGCAGGCCCUAGGGCAGUGACACCCCAGGGACAGAUACAGCAGGCCAGUAAGGAUCUCCUCAAGAAAACUUUACAUACGGUGGCUCACACUAUACCUAACCCCAUGGAACAGUCAACAGUGGAAAAUGUCAAAAAGUGCAAGAACUUUCUCUCCACGUUGAUAAAACUGGCCUCCAAUCAGCCCCCAGAGACAGUCAAGAAUGUGAGGGCGCUGAUACAGGGGCUUAUUGACGGGAGGAUAGAGCCGGAAGCCUUCACCCAGGACUUACAAGUGGCUUUGAAAUCAUCUCCCCAACCGUAUCUUGUGCCAUUCUUAAAAAAAAGUUUGCCACUGCUUCGAGCCAUGCUCACACAACGGCAAAUCCAAAUCGAGGGCGUACGUGCACCCCUCACGUCAGCGAAUUCUGAUACAACACCCAGCAUUCCUGCCACCGUCACCUCUAUGCCAGUCCCUGUUACCAUGACAACCACUUUAUCGGCAGCCACGACUGUUGUCAGUGGAUCACAGCAGCAAGUCAUACCUCAAGCAAUACAGCAAAAAUAUACCUUGGCAGACCUGCAGGCAGUUCACAUGGCGCGACAAAAGCAGGCUGCUGUAGUCAAACAGGGUCAGGGUCAAGCAGGGGUCGUGGGGAUGAAACCUGGGACAACCGUGAUGCACAUGAUGCAGGGGCAGGCCCCCCACCACCCUGGGCACAAAGAGAAGAGGAGAUAUGAAUCUCUUAAAGACGAUGACGAUAUCAACGAUGUAGCAACCAUGGGUGGUGUCAAUUUGUCGGAGGAGAGUCGCAAUAUUCUCGCCUCGACUGCAGACUUUAUAGGGACACAGCUGAGGUCAUGUAAAGAUGAGGCGUUCCUGUCACACCCCCACCUGCUGCAGAAGGUUAACGCAGUAGCUAGAAAGUAUGGGUUAGAAGAUGUGCCAAAAGAAGUUGCCAAUUUAAUAUCUCACGCUACCCAAGAAAGGCUACGGAAUAUAUUAGAAAAAUUAGCCACAGUAGCAGAACAUCGGUUAGAAAUAUAUAAGAAUGAUUCUUAUCACGAGGUGACGUCAGAUGUCAAACAGCAGCUAAAGUUCCUAGAAGAGUUAGACAAACAGGAAAAGAAGAGGAAAGAAGAACAAGAAAGGGAAAUGUUGCUCCGAGCAGCAAAGAGUCGGUCUAAGAAUGAAGAUCCGGAGCAGCUCAAGUUAAAGCAAAAAGCCAAAGAACUCCAGCAGGCUGAGAUGGAAGAGGUGAGGCAAAGAGAGGCCAACCUUACAGCUCUAGCAGCCAUAGGACCAAGAAAGAAAAAGAAAUUAGAUUCUGAAGUAGCUCAGGGUAGCAGCAGUGUGGGUGUAGGUUCUAGUCCAUCAUCAGCCUCUGCAUCCAGGCCAUCUAUGCUUCGUCCCAGGAUAAAACGUGUGACACUCAGGGAUUUGGUUUUCUUACUGGAAGAAGAAAGGGAAACGUGUAAAUCUCCACUCCUCUACAAGGCCUUCUUGAAGUGAGGUGAAGUGACAUCUUUUUGAGCAUGGUUGAAACUUCAGAAAGACACAGGUGCCACCUUUUAAUAGUGUCACAAUCUAGUCACAUUCAACUAGCAGCAGCAUGAAGUGAGUGCAGAAGGGAAAGGAGUUGCUGUUCACUCCUCUACAACCUUCUGAGAAUGGCAAGACACCAGCGCCAUCUUUUGACUAUGUUCGACACUUAUCUACAACAGCAAAGGCAGCAUGUAAAGAGUUCUGUGCAUAAGGACUAGCUGAUGUAUGCUCCUUGCUGAAAUAGUAUGUAGUAAGGGCAGUGCAGUGGCAACAGAGGUGUUUUACAAAGAUUACAGAGAAGUAUUUUGAAGAUAAUGAGAACCACCAUAUGGAACCAUAUCUACAUGGCUGUGAGCACCCCCCUCCUCCUCCAGCCCCAGACCCCAGUCACAUGACAGCCCCAUGUGAUCAAGAAAGGUGUGAUGGGAAAUUGGAAGCGCUGCGUAAGGAGAGUGUCGACAGGAAGAUGAAUUUAAAGAAAUAUGAAAAGAAGAUGUGGAAUUUUGGCAGAUCAGAAAAAAAAGUUUCUGCAUUAUGAUAGUAUUUUUUUUUCAAGGGAAAUACACAUUUGGUUAAAGAUACACUUGAAAUUGAAAUAAAGUGGAAAUUAUGUGCAAAGUUUGUGGUAUAUUUUGAGCUGUCUAUAGAUUUAUUUUCUUCUUUUUUUCUUAAUGAAAAUUGAGAUUAGAAAGUGGGGGUAGGGGAAACUGCUGUAUUACAUUUCUGUGCAAGUUCAUUUUCAGCUCUUUAUUUUCAUGCAGCCUGAAUUAGUUUACUAUUAUUAGGGUCCAUUUUGAGUCCGUGAAAAAGGGAGGGGGGAGGGUGUAUAGUAUAUAAUUGUACAUGUCUUGUUAUUAAUAGUCUUUAUUUAAUGAUGCAGUAUCAAGGUAACCAAGGUUAAUACUUUACAUGCUGUUGGUAUAAAACAUAGAUGCUUUAAGUGUUGUAGAUAAAAGCAAACUAUUUUCAUACAUAAUUAGAAGAAAUAUUAUAUGUACAGCAUUGGUUUUGAAAAGAAUUGGUUAUCAAAAUGUACUGCAAGUGCAAACUGGUCUUUGCACUGAAAAUGGGAUAGCUUAGAUCUUUUUCAUUUCUUUUUCAUUUAAAUAGGACUAAACGAGUGGUAAUACUGGCCCAGUCUGGUUUCUCUCUUUAUAACUCCCCUCCUCCUGAAAAGUUGAUUUUAUUUGUAUUACAGUGAUUUAUGUCUGUGGUUGGGGUAGCUAUAAGCAUUGUAGAUAAAUGUAAACAUUGUUACUGUCAUUGUGAAUUUGUUGAUAAUUGUAGUUUUUGUAUUGUCUAUGGGGGUUUCUUGAAGC